ACGGCGCAGAGAGGUGGGAGGGACUGGCGCCGAGCUGAGCUGGACUCCAGAGGGGUCCCACUCUUUUUUCUUCCACUGGAAAAGAGGUCCACGAGGGCUCCCGGCAGAGGAGCCAAAGCGUGGGCUGCGGCCCAAAGAGGGACAGGGUGGGGCGACCUGGGCCCCGCUCUGUCCUCCCAGGGCACGCGGCGACCCCUUCCACGCCCCCACCCGCCCGGUCCACACCGAGCCCCGGGCCGCGCGCGUGUGUCCCCUGCCGGGAAACCAGGAUCCCGCGCGCCGCGCGCCAUGGAAGCAGCUAACCUCACGGUGGCCGCCACCGGCGACUCCCUGCCCCUGGGAUCCGAGGCCGGCAGCUUCAGCCCAAGCCCCGGCGGGGUCAUCGGGUCGACCCCAGGCGGGGCCGCCCUGCCCGGCCGCGAGCCGCCUUUCUCCGUCUUCACGGUGCUGGUGGUGACGCUGCUGGUGCUGCUGAUCGCGGCCACUUUCCUGUGGAACCUGCUGGUUCUGGUCACCAUCCUGCGCGUCCGCGCCUUCCAUCGUGUGCCUCAUAACUUGGUGGCCUCGACGGCCGUGUCGGACGUACUCGUGGCCGCGCUGGUGAUGCCCCUGAGCCUGGUGAGCGAGCUGUCGGCCGGGCGACGUUGGCUGCUGGGCCGGAGCCUGUGCCACGUGUGGAUCUCCUUCGACGUGCUGUGCUGCACCGCCAGCAUCUGGAACGUGGCGGCCAUCGCCCUGGACCGCUACUGGACCAUCACGCGCCACCUGCAGUACACGCUGCGCACCCGCCGCCGCGCCUCCGCGCUCAUGAUCGCGCUCACCUGGGCGCUCUCGGCGCUCAUCGCCCUGGCGCCGCUGCUCUUUGGCUGGGGCGAGGCGUACGACCCACGGCGCCAGCGCUGCCAGGUGAGCCAGGAACCCUCCUACGCCGUCUUCUCCACCUGCGGUGCCUUCUACCUGCCGCUUGGCGUGGUGCUCUUCGUCUACUGGAAGAUCUACAAGGCGGCCAAGUUCCGUUUCGGCCGCCGCCGCGGGGCUGUGCUGCCGCUGCCGGCCACGGUGCAGGUGAAGGAGGCCCCUCACGAGGCUGAGAUGGUGUUCACGGCGCGUCGCCCGGUGGUGGCCUUUCAGAUGAGCGGGGACUCGUGGCGGGAGCAGAAGGAGAAGCGGGCGGCCGUGAUGGUGGGCAUUCUCAUUGGCGUAUUUGUGCUGUGCUGGAUCCCCUUCUUCCUGGCGGAGCUCAUCAGCCCCCUCUGUGCCUGCAGCCUGCCCCCCAUCUGGAAAAGCAUAUUCUUGUGGCUCGGCUACUCCAAUUCCUUCUUCAACCCCCUGAUCUACACGGCAUUUAACAAGAACUACAACAACGCCUUCAAGAGUCUCUUCAGCAGGCAGAGAUGAACGCGGGGCCUGGAGAGACGUGCAGGUGGGGGGGCUGUGGGCAGGUGGCAGGGCCCCCGCCUCCCCCCCCCCACCACCCCCGUCAUCUGGAAGCCUCUCCCCCCAGGCGGGGUGUUGACGUGUGAGAGCCGCACCGCUGGGCCUGGACCGGAGGAGCAGCAACGCCAAGGGCUCUGCAGAAAGCGUCUGGCAAGCCUGUGGUGUGCCCUUUCCGGAUAUGUGACAGACACUGCCAAUCGACCGCGGCAGUCUGUCCACUGAGCGGACCUCUGCCCCGGGAUCCUUUUCAGACAGCGCUCCUGGCAGUGACUGCUGACCGGUGAAACUGACAGGGGAGUCCAAGCCGGCUUGCCUUUCCUUCGCAUAAAACCCUAUUUCUCCGGCAGGGCCGGUGACGGGGGGGGGGGGGGGGCCCCGCUGCACGGAGCCCAGGGGCCUGUUUGGGGGUCCACUCAGGAGACUGUCUCAUUUGUGAAACAGCCCUUCUCCCACCCUCUAUCCACCCGAUUCAACUUCUCUUCCCCACCCUCCAAGGUGGUGUAUCCCAGUCUGGGAGACAGGAAUCAUCUGAACUUUGGUUUUUUUAAAAGAAGUGUCCCAUGCAGCCAUAUCCACUGAAGGAGACUUUCAGAGAAGAGGGCUGGCAAUUUAUGUUAUUGACUUCUCCAGAUGAUUUUCUUUUUCAUCAGUGAGGGACACUGCUUAGUGUCCCUAAGCAGUGAGGUGCUUAGAUUGUUCUUUGGACCAAUUAAACAGGCAUUUCAGGGGUGGGGGGGAGCAUGGUGAAUUGCAGGCACGAGUGCUUUUUAAAUCUCCCCAAGUGAUCUCACCGUGUCACCAGUGUUGAGGACCCCGGUGGGGCCCUUUCUCUGCUUCUGUACGAGGGAGAGCAGCUGUGACAAAUGUUCCCACCUUCUUCAGCAUAUGGAUUUGUAUGUGUAAUAAAAAUACUUUUGAAGCAUUUA
Molecule: messenger RNA, 2363 nt
Organism: Herpailurus yagouaroundi (jaguarundi)
Lineage: Eukaryota; Metazoa; Chordata; Mammalia; Carnivora; Felidae
Product: 5-hydroxytryptamine receptor 5B
Exons: 2
Coding region: 289-1398 (369 amino acids)
Biological process (GO): positive regulation of MAPK cascade; adenylate cyclase-activating adrenergic receptor signaling pathway
Cellular component (GO): plasma membrane
Molecular function (GO): G protein-coupled serotonin receptor activity
Source: RefSeq, a predicted model, not a curated record